AUGGCUAAUUUUUUACGUCGAUUGAUCACUAAAUCGAGGUCUAAUUCCCCACAAAAAGGCCAACAACAACACCAAAAACAACAACAACAACAUUUUCCUAAUUUAGAAUGUGAAGAAGAUGAAUGUUGUUAUUUAGCUGGACCUUCAACAGUAAUGCCUAAUCAUAUACCAAUUCAACAACCUUCAAUUGAUAAAAAUAGAAGGCAACCUAGGAGUGAUCUUUGGGCAAUGAAUCCAACAAAACAACCCCAAAUACCCAAUCAUGUUAAUAAAUCUUUGCAACUUUCACCUGACUCCAAAAGGCGAUCUCCAGCUUGUCAUUCUCCUUCCAAGGCACAUUCACCGAGUAGUCUUUCUAGAAGAAAAUGCUCUACUGGAGAAGAUCCAGGCACUUCUUCACAAGAGUUACUAAGUCCAUCACUUUGGCCAAGUUCUCCAUCAUCAACUCCUUGGUUGCGCAAUUAUUCAAAUGCAGAGAGUGCAACAGACAGUUCUCAACGUCCAAUUUCCUCACAAUUACCACCAUUCAGAAUAGGAGGAGAAUGUGGGACUAUUGAGAAGAUUGAAAGGGAAAAGGAGGAGGCAACUGCACAACAAAGAAAUAGAUCAACUAGUCCAAGAAAAGUUUUUGGACAAAAAACUGCCGAAAUAGUUUCUGGUAGCAGAUCUAGAUCACCUGCUAAAAAGCAACAACAACAACAAUGGGCAAAAACAUUAGAUUAUUUACAACCACAAUGUCGAUUAGAAGGAUGUUCUGCUGCUAUUUUAGUCGAAGAUGUUCGUUUUCUUGUUUGUAAACAUCAACUUAGCCAUUCCAGUGAUUUUUUUCGUGCCCUUUUCUUGAAAAGUCAUGCUUUACCAAUGGAAGGAGUAAGGCAUUUAAGGGAAGAUGAAUAUCUUAUUCAAGUCUCUUCACUUCGGCAUCCUCCCCAGGCAUUACAAUUUCAAUGGUUUUUGGAAACUACUGUACCCUCUCCAAUGCUAAGGGACAUUUCUGGUUGA
Messenger RNA from Meloidogyne enterolobii, 1002 nucleotides. Lineage: Eukaryota; Metazoa; Nematoda; Chromadorea; Rhabditida; Meloidogynidae. The record is from the annotation of a GenBank genome assembly.